GUGGCUUCGUGAUAUGUUCAAGUUAGGAUAUAGAGAAGACUUGGAAAUAAAAGACUUGUAUGAUGCACUUCAGGAACAUAGAUCUGACUUCCUAGGAAACAAAUUGGAGAAGUUAUGGAACCAAGAGCUACAAAGAGGGAAAACAUGGGACAGGGGACCCAGUUUGUUCCGAGUUCUGGCUAGGUGUUUUGGUGUUAACGCUGUGUGGCUUGGACUGACCAUGAUUUUCUGCGAGUUCUUCUUUAGAAUGACGCAGCCAAUCUUUCUGGGGGGCCUGAUCCGGUACUUCUCUCCAGGCGGUGGGAUAGGUCGUGAUACAGCUUAUCUGUAUGCUGCUGGUAUUGUUGUUUGUUCCACUUUCAAUGUCUUUGCUGUGAACCCAAUAUGGCUGGCUGCAUACCAUGCUGGUAUGAAAAUGCGUGUCGGUAUCUGUUCAUUAAUCUACAGAAAGGCACUGAGACUGAGUAGAACAGCCCUGGGAGAAGCAACUGUGGGCCAGGCAGUGAAUCUCCUGUCAAAUGAUGUGGCCCGCUUUGAUAGCAGCUUCGUGUUCCUUCCUUUUCUUGUGAUUGGUCCAGUGGAGACAGCAGCAAUAGUUUACUUGAUGUGGACUAAGAUUGGUAUCUCAGCAAUCAUUGGGGUUGCUACUCUUCUGCUGUUCAUACCAGUUCAAGCUGGAUUUGGGAAGAUGAUAUCAACAUUACGCACGUGCACGGCAAGAAGAACAGACGAGCGCAUCAAAUUCAUGAAUCAGAUCGUUGUUGGUAUCCAGGUGAUCAAGUUGUAUGCCUGGGAGAAGCCAUUUGCACAUCUCAUUGCUCUUGCGCGCAAGCAUGAAAUCAAAGCUAUCAGGGCAUCAUGCUUCGUGAUGGGUUUGCUCUCUGCAUUCGGACGGUUUGGAACCAAGCUUGCCGUAUUUGCUAGCGUAGUCUCCUAUGUUCUCCAGAAUGGCAGACUCACAGCAGAAGAGGUGUUUGUAGUUACUGCAUACUUCAAUAUUCUGAAGCACGUGAUGACCGAAUCCUUCCCGCUAGCUGUAAUAGAGGUGGCUGAGUCAACUGUGUCUAUUAAGAGGGUACAGGCAUUUCUAUUGAAUGAAGAAGUAGCAAGUGCAGCAACCCAAGAGGGAAGUUGUGGGAAAAUUACGACGACAUUGGAGGGUAGUAACAAACCGUGUGAAUGCAGAUGCAGCUUAAAUGAUACUGAAUUGGUGAAGGACCCUGUGAAUACCAAGAUCUCAGACAAAAUUACAACUGUUGAUACAGUGGACAGGCUGCUUGAGAAGACAGGAGGUCCCACAAGCAAGAAGAGCAUUGUGAUUACCAAUGUGACAGCCAAGUGGAUGGAGGACUUGCCUAAGAACACUCUGACAGAUGUGAGUCUGGAUGUGAGACCCGGAGAACUUGUGGCUGUUGUCGGACCUGUCGGCUCAGGGAAGACAUCACUGCUGCAUGCCAUCCUGAAGGAACUGCCCCUCAACAGUGGCUCCAUCUCUGUGGGUGGAUCAGUAUCAUAUGCAUCGCAGGAGCCCUGGCUGUUCACAGGCUCUGUACGGCAGAACAUCCUGUUUGGGCAGCCCAUGGACAGGAACCGGUACAGACAAGUGGUCAGGGUCUGUGCUCUUGAACGGGACUUCCAGCUGCUACCCCACGGUGACAGGACCAUUGUGGGGGAGAGGGGUGUCACCCUGAGUGGUGGGCAGAGGGCGAGGAUCAGUCUGGCAAGAGCUAUUUACAAAGAAGCGGACAUCUACUUGCUUGAUGAUCCACUGUCCGCUGUGGACACACGUGUGGGGCGUCACCUGUUUGAGGAUUGUAUUUGUGGCUUCCUUGUGGGGAAGACUAGAGUGCUGGUCACACAUCAGCUGCAGUACCUCCACACAGCUGAUGACAUCAUUAUUCUCAAUAAUGGGGCAGUAGAGGCUGUAGGUACAUUCACCAAACUGCAGAACUCUGGACUGGACUUUGCCAAACAACUUGAAUUAGAGGUGGGGGAGACUAUGGAUGAUAACUUAAACAGGAUGAGUGCAAGAUCAUCUGAUGACUGUGUGUCACAGUGUUCUGCGAACAGGCUUCAGCAUCAAAAUUCAGGAUCAUCUGAAGUGAGCUCAGUGGCAGGAUCUAUACCUGAGAUGGCAGCCGAGAUGCAGGCACGGGGCAGUGUAGGUUCCAGAGUGUACUGGGUCUACUUCUCUGCUGGGGGGAAUUGUAUGGUUAUUCUCCUAGUGUUUGGCCUGUGUGUUCUGUCACAGCUCGCCAUCAGUGGAGGAGAUUACUGGAUGUCCUAUUGGUCAACUGUAGAAGAACAUCGCUUGAUUAUGUCUGAAGCCAAUAGUGGUUCUUCUCAGAAUGUGACAGGCCCAAUAGUGAAUGAUACUGCUUCAUAUCAAGACAGCAAUUCAGGCUACAGCGCUACCACAGAUGUGGCAGAGUGGGGCUGGCUGCCUAGUAGAGAGACAUGUAUAUAUGUAUAUUCUGGCCUGGUGGCUUCUGUCAUAAUACUAUCAGUGUGUAGUGUAAUAUGCUUCUUCACAAUGUGCAUGAGAGCAUCCAUCAACCUCCACAAUGCAAUGUUUACCAGCAUUACUCGUGCCACGAUGCGGUUCUUCAACAGCAAUCCUUCAGGACAGAUACUGAACCGUUUCUCGAAGGAUAUGGGAACAGUUGAUGAAAUUGUUCCCUUGACAAUGAUUGAUUGCAUACAGAUAGGACUGUCACUGCUCGGUAUUAUUGUCGUGGUGGCGGUUGUGAAUGUUUGGUUGUUGAUCCCAGCAGCGGUGAUGUUUCUUAUUUUCUGCAUACUGAGGGUGUAUUUUGUGGCCACCUCACGCAGCGUCAAAAGACUGGAGGGAAUCACGAGGAGUCCUGUAUUCUCUCACCUCAGUGCCUCACUGCAAGGUCUAACCACAAUUCGAGCUCUUGGUGCACAGGCCAUGUUGGAAAAGGAAUUUGAUGGUCACCAGGACUUGCACUCUUCAGCAUGGUAUAUGUUCAUAACAACAACCCGAGCAUUUUCUGUGUGGCUGGACAGCACCUGCCUUUUGUACAUUAUUGUUGUUACAUUCAGCUUCUUCAUCAUGAGUGGAGACCAGUAUGGAGGAAGUGUGGGGCUUGCUAUUACUCAGGCAGUUACACUCACAGGACUUUUGCAGUGGGGUAUACGGCAGUCAGCAGAAUUGGAAACACAGAUGACAUCAGUAGAGCGUGUCUUGGAGUACUCUAGAAUUGAAAAGGAGCCUUCACUGGAGUCACCCCCAGGUAGAAAACCAAAAGAUGAUUGGCCUUCCCAAGGUGUAAUAAUGUUUGAUAAAGUGUUUCUCACCUACUCGAAGGAUGAGCCACCUGUCUUGAAGAAUGUCAGCUUUGUUCUGAGACCAGCUGAAAAGGUAGGUGUUGUGGGUCGCACUGGAGCAGGCAAAUCUUCUCUCAUAGCAGCUCUGUUCCGUCUGGCAGACAUUUCGAGUGGUCAAAUCCAAAUUGAUGGCAUAGACAUUGCCUCAAUAGGUCUCCAUGACCUGCGCUCCAAGAUCUCCAUCAUCCCACAGGAGCCUGUGCUGUUCUCUGGCUCACUGAGAGAGAACCUGGAUCCAUUCAGCGAGUACUCAGAUGCUGCAUUGUGGGCUGCGUUAGCCGAAGUGGAGCUGAAGCAGGUUGUGGAUGAGUUGCCUGCUGGACUGAGCCACAGGGUGUCAGAGGGCGGUUCCAACUUCAGUGUGGGACAGCGCCAGCUCCUGUGUCUGGCCCGCGCCAUCAUCAGGAACAACAAGAUCCUGGUGCUGGAUGAGGCCACGGCCAAUGUGGACCCACAGACUGAUGAAUUGAUUCAAGCAACAGUUCGUGACAAGUUUGCUGACUGCACAGUGUUGACUAUCGCCCAUCGUCUGCACACAGUUAUGGACAGCGACCGUAUUGUUAUCAUGGAUGCUGGGCAUGUUGUGAAAUUUGACCAUCCACACUUGUUACUGACAAGCAAGCAUGAUGUCCUGUACCAGAUGGUGCAGCAAAUGGGGCCAGCCAUGGCAGAGUCAUUGUGUAAGAUGGCACAGGCAAGUUACAAGAAAUAUCUCGAAAAGAAGAAAAAGCACGUGGAAAUAAGUGAGAGCAUAACAGAUCUUCCUUAAUGGUAUUGCAAUCUUGGGAUUACCAUACAAAAGCCUCAUAAUUGGGGUUGUACUAUAUGAUGUUACUGUGGCAAAGUAACAACACAAAGAUUGCAUACCAAAUGCAUAUUUGUGCUUAAUGCAGGGUUCCUUUAUGGUAUGGUGUGGCAUAGGAUACUGAAAGUUGAACAUCUAGAACACGUCUAGAAAGAUUAUGAUCUGAGUAGCUUCUGGUGCUGGGAAUACUUAAAUGUGAUUUUUGUAACUUAGAAUUUUCCAUUUAUUCACAUGAAAUAUAUAAUUACUAUGUAUAGUUUUUUUGGCUUCCCUUAGCAGUGUAGCUUAGAAUUGUUAAAGAAUCUAAAAAUUUGUGUACAAAAAAGAAGGGGUUUUGUGGGUAUUGCUCUUAUAUUCCAGUGUUUUAAUGGUUCUUUAUAAUUUAAGAGGUUAACCUGGUACCAUAUUUAAGAUGUCCUUACUUCUGAAGUAAAUUGAUCCUGGCUGAUAAUUGUAUAUGCAGCUGUUGUUGGAAUAAAAAUGUCCUGGUUCUGCCUUUG
Messenger RNA from Cryptotermes secundus, 4656 nucleotides. Its product is annotated as probable multidrug resistance-associated protein lethal(2)03659. Lineage: Eukaryota; Metazoa; Arthropoda; Insecta; Blattodea; Kalotermitidae. The record is from RefSeq and is a predicted model, not a curated record. Gene Ontology annotation, biological process: transmembrane transport. Gene Ontology annotation, molecular function: ATP binding; ABC-type transporter activity; ATP hydrolysis activity. Gene Ontology annotation, cellular component: membrane.